GAAGUCUCGACGUACCACGGAGCCUAGGAAACAGCCCUUCCGCUAACUGGUCGUCUGUGAUGGGAGCCGCCGGCGAGGCUUCGUCACCGCGCGAAGGGGACAGCGAAGUUGCGGCACAUCUGCGACGCCGCGAGAUCAGGAAAACAAUCGCCGCUUUGCAGAAAGAGCUCUCUGACCUGGAGCCACGGAAAGGAUGCUGUUGCUGGGGCAAGGCGGGAGAGAUGAAAGGACUGCCGGUGCUUGCGACUGCCGCAUCCAAGGCGAGGGAGGUCGAUGGUGUAGUCGCCGACGAGAGGCCGGCUGGCGAGUAUCCUUUAGAUUUCGCGAUGAAGGUAUUGCAGUUCCUGCUAACAAAUUUGGCAUGAAGGGUACUGUGAAUAUCAAUGUCUGCUAUUAGUAAUUUCAACCAUCUUCUAUUAUAAUGCAGAUCGUCCUAAAACUAAAUCUGCUUCUGGUUUUGACGCAGGAGGAUAUCGUUGCCCCAUGGCCUAUGGUUUUCGAAGUUGCGUGUCGAAACUAAUACGUGUUGAGUAACCCCUCUUACAACGACUUUUUCAGAUGCUGCAAAUCCUAUGGCCGAAUGCGGAGCGCGCAUUCGCCAAGCGCAUUCAGUAUGGCAUUGUGCCGAUGCUUGCAAAAGACCUUCCCCCAGCUAUGCAGGAUAUCUCGGUGAGGCGCAUUUACCUGGGUAAAAAGCGGCCAACAUUUGGGCCAUUGCGGCUGCGACCACCAGUAUAUGUGAAUGGAAGACCAUCGCAGAACCUGAGUCCGAGUAAGGGGUUUCGACGUGAAGGUAGCCUUCGGAUGGGGUCUCAGAGUCCGGGUCGGCUGCCGAGUUCGUUCUCAUCACCAGGCGGCGAGCGGUCGUCCUCCUCGCGCUGUCCGCUGGGCACGGAGGGACUUCACGGCGCUGCGGCGCCGGGGUCGUCCGGUGGACCUCUUAGUGCUCGAUCAUCUGUGCUGCCAUCUAUUCCGCAAAAAAGCUGCGCGGCCGAACACGUGGAGACCAAUAGUUCUUGGCUUUGCAGCGGUGGAGGAUCGCAGGCAUCCUCUUCCAAUCCGUCUUGGCUGCUACGUUCCUGUAUGUUAACGGAUUCCUGUACGACGUCGUCAUCAAGCAGUGGACCGUCAACAAGUAGUGCCGACGAUACCCUGCGAGGACACGUGGAUGGGGCGACGGAGAUAGUUAUGUCGCCAGUGUGGACACCGUCCAAGCGAAGUCGUGGACAAGAAGGACGAAGGAGAAGUAGGCACAAUACUAGAGACUCGCGGAGUAGGGGAGAUCGUGUCGAGUUUCGUCCAUCUGCAUCUUCUGACGAUGCGCAGCAGACAACUGCGAAAUUGUCGUAUUCUCAAAAAAAUAGGAGCAGCAGAGCCGCCGGCACCACUUCGUCUAGUAGUAGUUACAACGACGAUAAUUACAACAAAAGUGAGCACAAGAGGAGUAGUGCACGGCCAUCAACGACUGCCAAUCUUCCCGUUGAACAGCAAAGUUCGCACGUCGACGACGUCGAGGGUGCGCAUCAUCAUGAAUCAAACUCAGCAUUCGACACUCUUCAUUCGCGCAGUCCUGAAAGGUCUGAUUAUAGUGCUAAUGACGAAGAUCUUUCGCUGCCUUUGAGCGAAGUAUUUGCAGAGGCUAUUCAAGAUGUUUUGUCGGAGGUUUUAGCCAGCAGUUUUGGUCCCGCUAUGACACCCGAUGAGCGCUCUCGAAUGUCCUCAGCAUCACGCAGUAGCGCCAAAAGAAGUUUUUCGGCUUCGGAAGCAGGAACCAGCCGUGAAACUGGGUCAGGUGUCACGACCAAGACUAGUCGGUGCAAAGGAGCAGUACGCGGUCAUCGACUAUCAUGGGAAGAGACGUGCAGCGGAAGGAAACCGGACUGGGACUCGGCCAGCAGUUGCAGCAAAGGAGAAGGCUCUACUACUGGGGGAAAUGGUCGCGAUCGUUGCGCCGGCCUCUCAACACCAGAUCAGCGUCGCAUGCAAAAACUAGUCGAGAGGCAAAGGGUGGUGGAAGGAAGCCACCGACAAGACGACAGCAGCGCCUUUAGUGAUGUCGUCUUAGACGACAAGGUCGCGCCGGAAGCGAGUUCGCCGCUCUGCUGUUCACCACAGGCGCCACAUCCUGGGACGCCAAGAAGAGGGCGCGAAGACAGGUGAGAUAGAUCGGCACCUCCUCGUUUUUCAGUUCUUAUGAAUGUCCUUGGCCGAAAACAUGGACGCUCGCAGAUAGGUAGUUAACUAGGAAUUAUUUGAUCAAAAGACAGAUAAAUGAAACUCGCAAGUGAAUAUGAAAGAAGAAAUAGAAAGCCCAGGCCAUUCACAAUGAAAAUUUUCGCCGACUUCCCACAGCCAGCAGUCGUCAACGCAAGGGGCGGAACAAAAAAGUUCUCGACCAGAUUCGGCGAGAAGCGAAAGGCGGGAAAAACAAGAAUGGCAGGAAGCCGCUGGGUACCUCGGGACGGCGGAGGUGGAGCAGCUGGCUUGGGAAAUGCCGUUCGAGUGGAGAAGCGACAUGGUAGUGGAAUUCAGCGCAUUAAACGGAAUGGUAAGGUUUGGGUGCGAAGAGUUUUUUAUGAAGGGAGAAAUGCAGAUAGUAAUGCGGCCUAUUUUGAACGAGUUGCCUCUUUACGGCGGUGCAACGGUCGGCUUUAUCAACCCACCGCAGAUGGAUUUCAACUUUGUGGGGACAGGCGCUGGUCUUGCGCACGUCCCUCUUUUUGCUCGCAAACUGCGCCAUGAAGCAGAGAGCCAAUUUGCGAAGCGGUUCGUCUUGCCAAAUUCCAUGUUCAUACGCAUGGGCCCCGUGGAAAAGCUCGACCUGGCAAGUAUUUGCUCUGUUUUGGUCUUACUUUACGUAUAAAUAUGUAAAGUUUAUCAUCAAUACUGUUAUCAUUUAAGUGACCCCAUUUUCUUGUUGAACUUGAAACUACAUUGCCAUGCAUAUCUAUGACUAUGAUUCAGGCCUCAAGUUCCAUCCUCCACCGGAAUUUUGCGCGCGCGUUGAAGUUCUAGAGGCGCGGAAUGUUCCAAGCUCAGACUUUCAUAUCUUUUCGCAGGCAAGUAGCGACCCCUACGUGAAGUUCAAACUUGGCUCGCUGGGUUAUCAAACAGACGUCAUUCCAGAAAACCUACACCCAGUGUGGUCGCAAUACGUGUUACGGCAAGCUUGAUAUCUUUACUUGCUCACUAGAAUAUGCUGGUACAAAUUGUUGAGCCCUCCGCGUUGCUCUAGAAGUUUCAUUUUCUGAGUUCAGCUACUUAAAAAGAAUAACUCGUGGAACAGAGAACUUUGUUCUAAAGACAUUUUUUCUGUGCUACUAAAUCGGCGUAAAGUUGUCUCUAAGCAUUAAGCGGUCUGGGGAGUUUAUGAUUUACAAUUCGAAGCAGCGUCUGUACGUGGAGCUUUUCGAUCGCGAUGUGCUGUCCUCGGAUGACUUGCUCGCGAAGGGCGACUGGGUAAUCGGCGAUAUAUUCGGCGACCAUUGGCAUGAUUUAGAACCAGUUAUGUGACAUGAUAGGUGGUAAAAGAUGGCAUCAUGACUUUGAACCAAUUAUGUGGUGACUUUAUUCAUUGGCAUGGUUUAGAAGAGCCGGCUAUGUGACGCUGUUGUUCUGUCUUCAGUAUUGGUGUCGCCUUCACCCACACUGUUCAAAAGUUUCUGCAUGUCUUAUCACAACAUUAGAAAACGGCAGUUUCUCGUUCGAAUUUACAUUUUUCUUGAAAAAGUAUCUAAAAAUCUACUGAGUAAGAUCAGGUAGCUAGUACAACUUCUACACGAUACGUAGUGCUGGGUCAGGGCCUUCUAAGCCACUUGUGGAACCUAGCGGAUCUGCAGUGUCGACGAAAAUCCGCCUGCGUGUGACGAAACUACAACUGCAAGUACAAAGUCUAGAGAUGCCCGAGACGAAUCGUGCACGUCCUAACUUUAAGGGGUCUUUGACGCGAGUCGUAGACCCUUUUGCAGACGACCGGAAUAGCAACACUAGUGCUGAGGACGACAGAGACGGCAUUGACCCGAUGGAGGUGCCGACACGAGUAAUCUACGAAUCAAAAAAGCCUCCUUGUCGUAUAGAGUAUGCUCUCUGCUGUUCCGCCUUGUUUCUAGCACUAAAAGGUGCUGGUGGUUUUACUAGAAGUACGUUUCUUGGUCUUGGUGUUGUACUUCUUCGAUGAUGUAGUAUCUAACAUACAAUGUUUCUUAGCGCGUUUGUGUUGUUAACGCUUGUGACUGGCUUGAGUGAAUGCAAGUCCUUUCUGUAACUGAUGCUUCUCGGAGAGCAAAAUAGCCAGAAGAGUUAAGACAAGCAUGAUGAUGCAAACUUUGAAAAAGUGACUAUUUUUAUAUAGGCACUUUUGAUCAUCUAUACAUCUGAAAACAUGUGUAAUUAACCUCCAUCCAUAACAGGACGCUAGUGGUUUCCCCUUAUAUGUGCGUAGAGGUGUGCUGCAAAUCUUGAUUGGAUUUCACCUUUUGGGUGAAGGUUUAGGUCCCGCGACGCUCAAAGCACUAACAAGUAAAGCACCCGGCUAGUUUUCACCUCACCAAGUCUAGGCCUAUCCCGUGCAGCAACAUGCAAUGCUUCUUAGAAGUACUAGAUUCUUAAUCAGCUUAAGGUGCCUCAACAUGACAGAAACUCCGCGCACAUGACAAGAUUGAUAGAUGUAGUUCUAAUAGAUGCGUCAGUCGAUCGCACACACAAAGUCGGUAUUGGUUUCAAUGGAUGCCGUGCUUCGACCGGAGAAGCCGAUCCCGCUCCAUUGCCAGCCACACACGUUUUUACUUGAGGUGCGUGUCUGGGGAUGCACCGGUUGCAAGGCAAGCGGUAUGUCCGCCGUAAAUUUACGCCUAGACAUUGCGGGGAAGAACUAUGACACGGGUCGCAGUUUGCAGCAGAUCAGCGUGAAACCAGGAACGCUGGAAAAGGGAGGUGCCCGCGCAAGAGCCUCAGCAACUGCUAACGGCAUUGACGAGCUGGUGGGCGAGGAUGCGGAAAAGAUAAAAAACAUCGGUGUCAGCGCUGAAGUCGUGCAGAAACUUAAAUUUGCGGGUUUUACGGGUGCAAAAAUAGCGAAAUUCCUCGGCUGCGAUGCGGCGGACGUGAAUCUACAACUGCGAGGGGCACACGAGGAGAUCUGGUGCAGGAGUGUUUUUGCCUUCAUCCGCGAUCCGGAAGAAUCAGAGGUCAAAUUCAGUAUCCUCGGCAGUAAGUCCGCGUUCGACCCAUCUGCACGGUACAAAAAAUACCACGACGAAGCGAAGAAGUCAAUGCUUGGUGCGCGCCUCGUCACAGGAGCCAUCAAUCUUAAGAACUUCUCUGUUCUAUCAACAAGCAUCUGUGACUUCUUACUUUCCAUCCUUAAGAGGUCAGGGAUGCCCUGAAGAAUGCAAUGGGAUGACCUCUAACACGUGUAUCAGCAGUGGGGUAGCGGCAGUGACCCGCUUGUCGUCGAGUCAGAAGCGUCGCUCAUCGCAGGCUUCAACUGGCAGAAAAGGUAACGGUACUGUGUCUUUACAUUCGAACUAGCUUGAGUUGUAGAGGCUCUCCUAAAUGAAAUUUUGAUUUUUCUUUUAUUUGCAGGAAGCGGGAAAAAUUUCAGUAAUGUAUUGGAUUUUUGUUUUCCAGGAAUCGAGCGUGCUGAGCGUGAUUUCGACCAGCUGGUGGUCGACUCGGCAGGCACUAGCCGCACUGCCUUCGAGGGUGGAGAGAAAGCAGCCUCGGUCGAGGAAGACGUUUUUGUCGAAGAGGAAUUUUCACUGCAGAGUUCACCCACGUUAAGGCUUCUGAACCUAAAUCAUAUUAAUGGACUAGAUUCUUCUAGUAGGUAGUCGAGUAAGGACUACAACAGGGAGCGAACGCAUGACAUUCUUUUAGCUGGUGAUGACUGUUCUUGCUGGUCGUAGUGUUGUACUUUUGGCUGGUGAUUCUAUGUACUUCCUAGAUACGCGACCCCUCCUUUUUCAAAUUUUUUAGAAUCAUGAUGAGUGAUGAUGAUGUCAUAGUUCUUUGCUGGUGAUACUAUAGUCUGUGUCUAAUGAUCGAACGACCAGAAGAUCCUGAGGAUCCGGUCUAUAGGGAAAAUAUCGCCAAACAGGCGGCUCCGAAUGUGUACGAGCUCGCGAACUUACUGGAGAAAGACCAUGGCGCAGACCGACAGAUGCUGAAGCCUGGUGGCAACAGUGUGCCGCUGGAGGUGGACGUCUCGUUCCAGCUCUAUUCUCUCGUGCACGCGCCUUAAGUUCCGCGCCACAUUUCUGCUUUGUUUUGGAGAAGUCCUCGUCGCACUUUUACUUUACUGUUUACGAUCUACUUGCUAACUUACAUUAAAUUGCUCGCUGGUGAUCAAAUGAUGGUCAGAUAGACUUAAACAACUUGUUAAACUAGCCCGUUAUAAUCCCGAAAUCGAUUACAACUAGUAGUACCCACGUAUCUACACCCAAACUUACAUAAUCAAGUGGCAUCUGGUCAUGGUAGGGCUUGGUGAGCAUAAAAUGUACAGCAGCGUCUCUUCUGAUGUUGCAUCAAUAUCACACUUGCGUGCUGCAUAGCGGAACAAUACAAUAGAAAUGACAGAAGAACCAUGUAUAGUCAGAAGCUGGGGCCUGGAUAUCUUUCUGUCAUCUAUUCUUGGUUGGAUCAAUUACAAGCGUUUGCUGCAGAGCGGUUUUAGCCUACAUGCACCUAGUAUGUAAAUACACUAGAGAAGAAUCCUGUAGCUACCUAGUCUUUUAUCUUGUAAUCAAUUAUGAAGCAUGGGGGUAAUGCUAAUAUUUGUUUCGAUUUUAUUCAGACUCUUUCUUGCUGUUUUGCAUCGACGCUCGUGUGAGCUUCGCAGUUCGGUCGUCAAUCGAUGUUUGCACUUAUUGAUCAUUCUCAUUAGCUGCAAGGAGUCAACAGGCACUUGGAACAGUUUAGGUCAUUAGUUUUUACAGCUCAAAUUUACAACGAACUGAGACAACAAUGAGAAUAGAUCACCAAUAUCUUGCGACUACAGCCUUGUUUUCAGUUCACGUACGUUAUGAUCUUCGGAAGAACUCAGUCACAUUUGCUUUGGCGGUAUGGCCGUGUUUAGUCACAUUUGCUUCGGCAUUAUGGGCGUGCUUAGUCACAUAUACUUUAGCAGUAUGGCCGUGUUUAGUCACAUCUUCAGCAAAAUUUAUGGUGUUGUCACAUCUUCAGCAACAGUAUUGUGGCAAGUAAUAGACUCAGCAAUAAUAUCUGCUUACUAUUGUGGUCAUAAUUCCACUAGCUUAAAUGAACAGUUUCCGAUGGUAGAUGUCAAUCAUGUCAUAUGAAUCCUGCACCCCCAAUCUCAAAUAGAGUCCCCUGUCAUACAAAGCGAGAAAGACUGACUGUGAUUUUGUGAUGUUUCGUAGUUAUCGAAACUUUUUGUCGUCCAUCCAUCGGAGCAGGGCCUACGAGGGCAAUUCAUCG
Molecule: messenger RNA, 7437 nt
Organism: Amoebophrya sp. A25
Lineage: Eukaryota; Dinophyceae; Syndiniales; Amoebophryaceae
Source: the annotation of a GenBank genome assembly